Molecule: messenger RNA, 1460 nt
Organism: Tripterygium wilfordii
Lineage: Eukaryota; Viridiplantae; Streptophyta; Magnoliopsida; Celastrales; Celastraceae
Product: protein STRICTOSIDINE SYNTHASE-LIKE 4-like
Exons: 6
Coding region: 190-1278 (362 amino acids)
Biological process (GO): biosynthetic process
Molecular function (GO): strictosidine synthase activity
Source: RefSeq, a predicted model, not a curated record
UUCAGAGUAGAUAUAUAUAGUUUUGUCUGGAUCAAAGCAUACAAAGCAUACACGGAAUGACAACAUGGGUGUAAUUGCCAAUUGGACCAUACUUUACCGCAACAACAUUAUCUCUUACCAAAUAUUUUUCCUAAACCAAACACUUGAUUGAAGUAGGGCAAGCUCAUAGCCUCAUACUAUUUUGCAGUUAUGGCUAUCAACUUCUCCAGAGCAUUCAAAUUUGUUGUUCCAGCAAGUUUAGCGGCUUUACUUGCUAUUACACUUCAAGUUUUCUUCUUCUCACCAAUCAAAGAUCCCAACUUCCUUCAACUCCCCUCAAAAUCUUCACUUCUUCCUGCAAACAACCUGUUACAGGGAGUUACUAAACUGGGAGAAGGGUUUUUGAAAAGACCAGAAGAUGUUUGGGUGGAUAAAGAGGGUGUGCUUUAUACAGCCACAGGAGAUGGCUGGAUCAAGAGAUUGCAUAAAAAUGGAUCCUGGGAGGAGUGGAAGAAGAUUGACAGCAGUUCUAUACUUGGAAUCACAUCUAGCAAGGACGGUGGUCUUAUUGUUUGUGAUGUUGAAAAGGGUGUGCUCAAGGUUAAUGAAGAAGGGAUAACAUUUCUUACAUCACAUGUCAAUGGUACCAAUAUAAGAUUUGCAGAUGAUGUUAUCGAAGCAUCAGAUGGUAGUCUAUACUUCAGUGUAGCAAGCACCAAAUUUGAAUUAAGUAAUUGGUACUUGGACUUGCUGGAAGCAAGACCUCAUGGUCAGUUGUUGAAGUAUAAUCCAUUAUUGGAUGAGACAUCAAUAGUGCUAGAUGGCUUGGGGUUUGCUAAUGGCGUUGCACUUUCAAAAGAUGAAGAUUAUCUUGUAGUUUGUGAAACAUGGAGAUUUAGGUGUCUUAAAUAUUGGCUGAAAGGGGAGGCCAGCGGAAAAACAGAGAUAUUUGUCCAGAACCUACCCGGUGGCCCUGAUAACAUCAAUCUUGCGGAUGAUGGCUCUUUCUGGAUUGCCUUACUCCAUUUAACAGCGGAUGGACUGGAGUUUGUGCACACCUCUAAGCUGGCAAAGCACCUGGCUGCAACAUUUUUAAGUUUGACGAAGUUAAUCAAUGGCACAACCCGCAAAGCAACAGUGGUGAAGGUGGCAGCUGAUGGCACAAUUCUAAAGAUCUUUGAUGAUUCGCAAGGAAAGACAAUAUCGUCUGUUACAUCAGCUUUUGAGUUUGAAGAUCAUCUCUACCUGGGAAGUUUAACGUCCAACUUUGUUGGGAAACUAUCGCUGAAAGAUGCCUAAAGGUUGAAGUCUCACAUAUAUAUUUUGACAUCUUCAAAUUUCAGCAGAUGGGCAAAAAUAUUUCUCCAAGCAGAUGCACAGUUUACUCCCCAUAGCUCAAUCGCGCUGAAUAAUAAAAGUCAAAUGUUCAUCAAUUUCAUCUGUUGAAAAUGCUCUAAAAGCUCAAUUAUCUGUUUUGACAA